Messenger RNA from Pyrenophora tritici-repentis Pt-1C-BFP, 1764 nucleotides. Lineage: Eukaryota; Fungi; Ascomycota; Dothideomycetes; Pleosporales; Pleosporaceae. The record is from RefSeq and is a predicted model, not a curated record.
AUGGAUCCCCUCAGCGUCACAGCUAGCAUCAUUGCAGUUCUCCAGCUCUCGGGUAAGGUCCUUGGGUACCUAAACGACGUCAACGAUGCUUCCAAAGAUCGUGCAAGGUGCGCCGUUGAGGCCUCAAACGCACACAGCCUCCUUACCAACUUAAGGUUCCGUCUCGAGGAGGGAAGCGUGGACGCACCGUGGCACACCGCCAUCCGAGCCCUUGGAGUCGAGAAUGGACCGCUCGACCAGUAUAAGCAGGCGCUGGAGGUACUACAGACUAAGAUGACCGAUGGAGGUAGAUUACAGCAGGCAGGCAAAGCGCUGAUGUGGAAGUUCAAGAAGGAAGAAAUCGCUAGCAUAUUGGCCGGAAUCGAGCGUUUAAAGACGCUCGUGGGGAUCGCGUUGCAGAUAGACAAUUUCUCGUUGGGAGUUGCGUAUGUGUACUGCAACUACAAAGCAAAGGAAGAGCAGGAUGCCUCUAGUAUGCUGGCAGCUAUCGUUAAGCAGCUAGUGCAGGGUCGACCAUCGACGGCAGAGCCUGUAGAACGACUAUACAAGCAGCAUGCCGAUCGAGGCACGAAGCCAUCGCUUGAGGAGAUCUUUGGCGCCCUCCGAGAGGUAGUUGCAAUGCACCCCACUGUCUAUAUUGCGAUUGAUGCUCUGGAUGAGUGUCGAGACAGCGACGGCACUCGCCGCCUGUUUCUAGCCAGACUCCGAGACUUGCAGGCAGGACAAGAUGUUCGCCUUGUGACCACCUCGCGGUUUAUACCCCAAGUCGAAACUGAAUUUAAACAAGCGCACAGGCUCGAAGUCCGAGCUAGCAAUGAAGACGUGAGGCGAUUUAUAGCCGGCCAGAUGUACCGACUACCUAAAUGCAUUCAGCGAGACCCUGCGCUGCAGCAAAUGGUGGAAGAGAAAAUCGCGGAGAAAGUAGACGGCAUACAAGACAACGGCGAAGAAGUUUCGAGCGCUACGCAGGUGCUCUUAGCUCCGAGAUAUAAGUACCGCGGUUAUAGCCAAAAAUAUCCUAAGAACAGCACAGGAUUACAUCUUGCAGCACGAUUCGGUAUAUCAAGCACACUAGAAAAGUUACUCUCAAGUCAAGGGCAAGAGAAAAAACUUGUAUUAGAACGGAAGGAUAGCUACGACCAAGCUCUAUUAUAUCUCGCAGCAGACAACGGACAUUAUGGGACGACAGAGCUGCUGCUUGAGAAGGGCGCCGACGUCAACGCGCAGGGUGGAGAGUACGGUAACGCACUCCAGGCGGCUUCAGCACGAGGCCACGAGGCGAUUGUGAAGCUGCUGCUUGACAAGGGCGCCGACGUCAACGCGCAGGGUGGAGGCUACGGCAACGCACUCCAGGCGGCUUCAGCAGGAGGCCACGAGGCGAUUGUGAAGCUGCUGCUUAACAAGGGCGCCGACGUCAACGCGCAGGGUGGAGGCUACGGCAACGCACUCCAGGCGGCUUCAGCAGGAGGCCACGAGGCGAUUGUGAAGCUGCUGCUUAACAAGGGCGCCGACGUCAACGCGCAGGGUGGAGGCUACGGCAACGCACUCCAGGCGGCUUCAGCAGGAGGCCACGAGGCGAUUGUGAAGCUGCUGCUUAACAAGGGCGCCGAUGUCAACGCGCAGGGUGGAGAGUACGGUAACGCACUCCAGGCGGCUUCAGCAGGAGGCCACGAGGCGAUUGUGAAGCUGCUGCUUGACAAGGGCGCCGGUGUCAACGCGCAGGGAAGAGUGUGUGGCAAUGUAACUUACGCGGAUUCAAUUUGA